GACCAUGUGAUCCAGCAGUUCCACUUCUGGGUAUAAAAGAAGUGAAAGCAGGGUCUUGAACAGGUGUUUGUACACUCAUGUUCAUACAGCAUUAUUCACAAUAGCCCAAAGGUGGAAGCAACUCAAGUUUCUAUCAGCAGUGAAUGAAUAAAGAAAAUGUGGUAUAUGCAUACAAUGGAAUAUUAUUCCGUCUUAAAAAUAGGAAAUUCUGACACAUGCUCCAACAUGGAUGAAACACGGAGAUACCAAGUGAAAUAAGCCAGACACAAAAUGGCAAAUAUUAUAUGAUCCCACUUACAUGAGGUACCUACACUGGUCAAAGUCAUAGUCAGAAAGUAUUUAGAAGGGUGGUUGCCAGGCGCUGGGAAUAAAGGGGAAAGGGAAGUUAGUAUUUAAUGGGUACAGAGUUUCACUUUGGGAAGAUGGAAAAUUUCUGGAGAUGGAUGGUGGUGAUAGUUACACAAUAAUGUGAAUGUACUUAAUGCAACUGACCUGUACUCUUAAAAAUGAUUUACAUGGUAAAUGUUAUGUUAUGUGCAUUUUACCACACACACAAAACCCCCCCUGAAUACCAGAGCUUACUUUCCUUCUAAGAAUACUGGGCAGAACACUAAGUAGUGCUUGACAGGGAUGCUGUAGUUUGGGAGGACGAAAGAAGCACAGAUUGCUGUGUUCUUCACACCUCCAUCAGCCCUGACACUACCCUGGCCCUCUUUGGGCAAAUGUAAGGGACCUGCAGAAUGUUAGACUUAAGUCUUAGGAAUAGGUUUCCUACCGGGACAAGGACAUAUUUGUCAGAAACCACUAGGGAAAUUUGCCAUCAGUGAUCAUCAUCUCUUUCAAAAUGCCAUUUACACACGCAGGAAAGCUGCUUCACUGUGAUGGAGGGGACGUGUACCCUCCUGUGCUCCUGUCAUGAGGCUGCUGCAGUUCAUGUGAAUUGUGUCAUCAUAAAUGAGUCCGUGUACUGCGCCCCGGGAUGUGUGCCUAGUGGCGGCAGGUGACAGGUCUUAGCAGUGGAGGCGGAUGUGGAAGCAGGAACCAGGGGAUAUAGACUUGCCACAGACUGAAGCCUAGUAGAAAAUGGAAACUUGGAAAGAAAAUUAGUAGCAAAUAGUUCUCCUGCAACAGGGCUUCUAAUUAUAAUGCCUGUUUGACAUUCUCCCAAUGAAGUACAGUUCAUCCCCCAUCACCAAAUCUCUGUAAUGUUGGGCAUUAUGGUACCCAUAAAUCACAAAACAAUUGUAUGAGUGACCUGCAGGCCUGUGAGAAACAUGCAGGAUUGAACCCACUAAGUCCAUUUGGGUCCUAUUUGGGGGUGUGUGUGGAUUUUGCUUCUUAUUCUAGGUUUCUAGAAAGCUGGCCUUGCAGAAUGAUCAGUGAAUUUUCAUGGGGCUAGUAGCCAUGUUUCCCUCAGGUCUCCUUUACUUUACUAUUUUACUUUACUCCUUUCAGGCCUUGCCCUUAGGCCUGACCAGGGAUUGUAAUUCCUGAAGAGCGGUGCAUAAGGAUCCAUAGUUUCAAAGAGCUCAGAAACCUCUGUCCUAAAUUAUCCCACUUCCUCCUUAAGACAUCAGAAUCACUUAGAUGUGUGACCGUGCUUGUGUGUGCAUUAUAUCCAUAUACGUACAUACAUACAUGCGUGUGUAUGCGCUUGGCUCGAGGAAAAGGUAUAACCAAAAAAGCGGUGAAAUAAAGUCAUCAAAGUUGAAGUACAAUACAUAGAAAUCAGUCGCUCAUUCCCACCCCCGACUUCCCAGACCUGCUUAGAAAUAAACUCUCCAUGCUUUUCACUUAGGUGAUGGACAACAGGGCGUAGCAGCAAAGGUUUUGGAGUCACUUGCCAUAGGGAGCUGCUAAAAUAUCAAAAAACUGGAAUUAAAGGUUUUUAUAGAAAAGAAAAUCCAGGUGAGCAAGGUCUAAGAGAGAGGAGAAAUAGGUGCUUAUUCAUCUUUGACAUCACACGUAGCUACCGGUACCCUAAGCGUGACUUGAAACGACAUGGAUAUAGACUCUGAUCAAAACAAAUUCGGCCCCAGGAGUUUGGAGACCAUGAUUUUUGGAUGGACACCCUGACACAGAUUCCCCGCAACAGUCACCCAGAGGAAGAGACAUGAGGUAGAGAAAACCAACCAAGACCGACCCUCGGGGGCUCUCCUGGUCAGCUCUCAUGGCCCCAAGAAUCAGAUGUGCCUGGUUACAGGCACUGACUUCGUAUUUAGCGAUGGCUCAGCUACCUGGGACCCGAGUAACCAGAACCCUGAAUUAACUAGCCUUCAUACUUCCUACCCACCCCCUCCCAUACCCCACCCUACCACUCACAUCCCACUUCCCUUUUUCAGUGAUAAAGAUUCAGAAAACAAGGUAGCUUUGGUUUAGUAAAGGUAGAGAAUAUACCCUGGAGGAUAUUUGUAGUUGGUGACACUGACCUGCUGAAUCACUGCGAAUGGUUAAAUCCUUUAUAAUUAGGAAAAGAAACUGCUUUCGAAACGUUUUCAACAAAAAGCAUUUUCUGUCUGUCAAUUCACCAAAAAACUGAAACAAACCAAAAACUCAUCUUGUCUUCAAAUAGUCUAAUCAACUGAGGUUUUAUUUUUCCUAUUUUUGUGUCUUAAUAAUAAUCUAAAAAUGUUGACUUAGAGUAGAAAAAUAUAAAAUUCAUUUUUAUUCUUGAGAAACCAUGCAAGUUUUGGCUUUUACCACCUUUCCAGUGCCAGAGUUUAAAUCUCAGAUAUUCUGUUUACAUUUAUUCUGUUUAUUAUGUUUGGAAGCGCUCUAAAAGUUGUGAUGUUAACGAUAAGAUUGGUAGUAAAAUAAUUUCAUGAACAUAUAUAUUUAGUUCUUAUUGUCAUUGGGAACCAUUGGCAUACUUUUGAAGCCAUUCUGUUUUUUUUUAAAGAAUGUACGUGAUUAUUUAUAACAUAUUGUUUCACAAUUGUGUUCUGCUGAAGCCAUCAUCAAAAUUAAUUUUCAUUCUCUGCAUAUACACUCAUGGUACAGAGAGGGGUGAUGUGACCAGCAUAGUAAUAGACAGGUCCAAAUUUCAAAAGGUAUUAUUCCCUGCAAAUCUCCAAAUAAACUCAGCCAUGCAUAUGACAGAGCUGGUCACCAAGUGAUGUCAGUUGUAGUACGAAUAGUUUGUCACCUUAUUCUAAUUAAUUUCCAAUCUGUUGCUUUUUCGAAAUUAUUUGUGUGCUCUUUUUUGGAUGUGCCUGUACUAAGGAAAUGACAACUCUCUCUCUGAGCCGUAAUUUAGCCCAAGGGAUAGCUACCCUCUUCCAAGGACACCCCCAUUAAACUGAUCACUGGAGGGCCCUGGCGGGUGAAGCUCUGGUACAGCUGGAGGGUGCCCAGGCCAUGGUCAUGGUGAGGAAGAAAAGUAUUGGCAAAGCUCUGUAGUGUAGCGGGAUUCUUAAGCGUCCUUGUCAUGCUUAACUAGAAGCUAUAAUCUAUUGUUUCUAGCAGAUUUUCCCUGUAUUUCAUGUCUGCUUUGUCACCAGCCCAGAUUACUCUACUAGAUCCAAUGUAUUAAGUGUCCUUGGUGACUAGAACGAUCAGAAUCAGAGAAUUGUUUCCUUUUAUCAAAACAGAAGUAGCUUUAUUUUCCUGAUUAUAAAAGUAAUACAUGUUUAUUGUACAAAAUUUAUAAAAUAACAGAAGAUGAUAAAGAAAAUAAGUUACCUUUCAUCCAGCUACCCAGAUACAACCUACCUGUUAACUCCUACUUUUGUGUAUUUUUCCAGACUUUUUUCAUUUUAUCAACUAAUUCCCAAUUUACAAGCAGUACUCUGGCCUGCUGACAUCCCACAAAUUGCUGGAGUUCAGGAAUGAUGCCUUUGCUAUCAUUUUCUAGGACAGUGAUCGCCUAGUCGUUUAUUUUUCUCCCUUCAAAUUACAGUCAUCAGCUCUUGCAAGGACAGAUACCUCUGUAGACUCACCAGUGUCUUUAUGGUGUGAAAAUCACUAUUAACUGGGGUUUUUUUCAUUUCUGUAUUCUGUCAAUAAAAAUGAUUUUUGAGUGGCCCUGCGAGAUCCUAGUGGGCCUCUGGAAUCAUAAAAGAAAGAUUUAAUGAGGACCAAGAUGGUUUUAGUGUUAGAUCAACUGAUUGUGCUCUAGGUAUUUAAAAAUUCACAGUUGAUACACUCUAAGACAAUUUGGCAGAAGUGGGGAAAGGUUGAUUACCCAAAUCCUCCCCAUCCCCCAACCAUACUCCAAACAACGUGGACUCCAGUAAAAUUCCAAUUUGACGUUCAGAUAUAGCCCUUCUUGUGCUAUGAACCAGAGAGUUUUCCUUCAACUCUUCAUGCUUUAUCCCCCUUCGAAGAAGCUUCUCUUCAGAUUCCCCUGGUAUGGUGUCCGGGCUGUGGCGUGGGUUGUGCUGCAUAUCUCUGUGCUUCCCUUUGGAGAGAGCGCGACUUUGGAUCGGGAUGAAUCCUGACUCUUAGCCAAAGUGAGGAAGGGCUUUGAACACUGAAAGGAAACCCAGAUUAAAAUUAAGGGGAUUGUUAAAGGAGUCAUCUGAGAAAGGUUGAAGGAGUGCCACCCACAAACCUUACGUCAGUAGAAUAGAAAGUGUUUAGUAAACAGCUGCUAGAAGAGAUUUUGUGUUUUGAGAAUGAUCCCUAUUAGGCACUGGGUGUGGCGAGGUCUUAGCAUCCUGUGUACGAGACUUAGGUUCUCUAAAAGCAGGUCCUUCUAAGUUCUUCCCUCUGCAUCCCUUCUCAUCCUUCGUGUCCUUGUAUAUAAUAGGGACACAGUGGUUACUGAUUUGAAUUAAAAUUUCUGUAGCUCUUGAGUGACAGAUGAACGAAUGUGCUCAGUCCAGGUAUCUGUCUUGCCUUGUUCAGACAGUAAUCGAAAGAUGCUCUGGUAAAUGCCUGCAAUUGUAUCGAAUGCCCCGAUCGGGUACUGGUGUGGGAAGUGGUCUGCAGCGCUUUGAUCCUCCCUUGGAGACGGAGAUGCUCAUGUGGAUAGUGAGAACUCGGUUCCUUGCCUUCAGUUUUGGUUUGACCUCCUUGCUUCCCUGAGUCAUGGCGUUCACUCGUGGCGACGGGCCUGUCACAGAAACCUAAGACCGUCCCUUGGACUGUUUGUGACACUGACUCUGAAUUUCCCGUGACACGAGCAGCCAGCAUUUGUUGCAAGACUUCAAAAACUCACUAAGAAGUUUAGUUGGUUUGCAGUUGACAUAGAGAUUAACUUUCUCUAACCUAAACCAGUGAAAACUAAAACACUCCUCACCACAUAAAAGUUUUGCUUUCGCUGUGUUCAGACCCCUCCCACCCUGUCACAGCACAGUCAUUUGGAGUCUAGCGUGGGGAGGUGUGGCUCUGCCUCAGUCGUGGAUGACCCACUUUUUCGUAACACUUAAUUACCCGUGUUUUUACAACACUAGUCAGAGGUUCUGACGCUAGUGGACUCUGAUGCAUCUCAUCAGCGCUACUCUUCAGGAGGAGGUGUGAGCUCUGCAGGGCGUGUAGCUACCGGGGAUGACAGCAUUUCCUCUGGUUUCUGGAUAAUGAGCGAGCACACAGGGUGUGAACGGCAUGUCUGUGGAUGAGAAGCCUGACUCCCCCAUGUAUGUGUAUGAGUCCACAGUCCACUGCACCAACAUCCUCCUGGGCCUCAAUGACCAGCGCAAAAAGGAUAUUCUCUGUGACGUGACUCUGAUCGUGGAGAGGAAGGAGUUCCGGGCCCACCGAGCUGUGCUGGCCGCAUGCAGUGAAUACUUCUGGCAGGCGCUGGUUGGACAGACGAGAAAUGACUUGGUGGUCAGCUUGCCUGAGGAGGUCACGGCCAGGGGGUUUGGGCCGCUGUUGCAGUUCGCCUACACUGCCAAGCUGUUACUCAGCAGAGAAAACAUCCGCGAGGUCAUCCGCUGUGCUGAGUUCCUGCGCAUGCACAACCUGGAGGACUCCUGCUUCAGCUUCCUGCAGACCCAGCUCCUGAACAGCGAGGAUGGCCUGUUUGUGUGCCGAAAGGACGGUGCGUGCCAGCGCCCGCACGAGGACCGUGAGAACAGCGCCGGAGAAGAAGAGGAGGAGGAGACGAUGGAUUCGGAGACGGCCAAGAUGGCUUGCCCCAGGGACCAGAUGCUUCCAGACCCCAUCAGCUUUGAGGCCACUGCCAUCCCAGUAGCAGAGAAGGAAGAAGUUUUGCUGCCGGAGUCGGACGUGCCCGCGGACACCAAGGAGAGCGCGGCAAAGGACGCAUUAACGCAGUACCCCAGAUACAAGAAAUACCAGCUUGCAUGUACCAAGAAUGUCUAUAACGCAUCAUCACACAGUACCUCAGGUUUUGCAAGCACAUUCGGUGAAGAGAACUCUGGCAACAGCCUCAAGCCGGGGCUUGCCAUGGGGCAGAUUAAAAGCGAGCCGCCCAGCGAAGAGAACGAAGAAGAGAGCAUCACGCUCUGCCUGUCUGGAGAUGAGCCUGACGUCAGAGACAGAGCCGGGGACGUGGAAAUGGACCGGAAACAGCCCCGCCCCGCCCCCGCCCCCCCUGCCGGGGCCGCCUGCCUGGAGAGGUCCAGGGGCGCGUCCUCCCCCUCCUGCUUAAGGUCUCUGUUCAGCCUAACAAAAAGUGUGGAGUUGUCCGGCCUGCCCGGUACCUCUCAGCAGCACUUUGCCAGGAGUUCCGCGUGCCCUUUUGACAAGGGGAUCACUCAGGGUGACCUUAAAAGUGACUACGCCCCUUUCCCAGGGAAUUACGGACAGCCCCACAUGGGCCAGAAGGACGCGUCCAGCUUCACAGUGGGGUCGCCCCUCAAGGGGCCUGGGUUGGAGGCGCUCUGUAAACAGGAAGGAGAGCUGGACCGGAGAAGUGUGAUCUUCUCCUCCAGCGCUUGUGACCAAGUGAGCACCGCGGCGCACUCGUACUCUGGGGUAAGCGGUUUGGAUAAAGACCUCUCCGAGCCGGUGCCAAAGGGCCUGUGGGUGGGGACUGGCCAGUCCCUCCCCAGCUCACAGGCCUACCCUCACGGUGGGCUGAUGGCUGAACACUUGCCAGGAAGGAUGCGGCCCAACACCAGCUGCCCGGUGCCAAUCAAAGUCUGCCCUCGCUCGCCCCCGUUGGAGGCCAGGACUCGGACUUCGAGUUCGUGUUCCUCCUACUCGUACGCCGAGGACGGGAGCGGGGGCUCACCCUGCAGCCUGCCUCUCUGCGAGUUCUCCUCCUCGCCCUGUUCCCAGGGAGCCAGAUUCCUGGCCACAGAACAUCAGGAACCAGGCCUGAUGGGAGAUGGAAUGUACAACCAAGUCCGACCCCAGAUUAAAUGUGAGCAGUCUUACGGCACCAACUCCAGCGACGAAUCCGGAUCGUUCUCCGAAGCAGACAGUGAGUCGUGUCCUGUGCAGGACAGGGGCCAGGAGGUCAAACUUCCCUUUCCUGUAGAUCAAAUCACAGAUCUCCCAAGGAAUGAUUUCCAGAUGAUGAUUAAGAUGCACAAGCUAACCUCAGAGCAGUUAGAGUUCAUUCACGACGUCCGCCGGCGCAGCAAGAACCGCAUCGCGGCCCAGCGCUGCCGCAAGAGGAAGCUGGACUGUAUUCAGAACUUAGAAUGUGAAAUCCGCAAACUGGUGUGUGAGAAAGAGAAGCUGUUGUCAGAGAGGAAUCAGCUGAAAGCAUGCAUGGGGGAACUGCUGGACAACUUCUCCUGCCUUUCCCAGGAAGUCUGCAGAGAUAUCCAGAGCCCCGAGCAGAUCCAGGCCCUGCAUCGGUACUGCCCUGUCCUCAGACCCAUGGGUCUCCCCACAGCCUCCGGUAUGAACCCCGUGCCCUUGGGCGUGGAGCAGAACCUUGCCGCCCCCCAGUGUGCGGUGGAGGAAAGCGUGCCCUGCUGCUUGGAGCAGGGCACAGCGGCCCCCGGGCCCCCAUGGGCGCCCAGCAGCGCCUCAGAGAACUGUACUUCUGCUCGGAGGCUGGAAGGCACUGACCCAGGAACCUUCUCAGACAGAGGACCUCCUCUGGAACCCAGGAGCCAAACGGUGACCGUGGACUUCUGCCAGGAAAUGACUGAUAAGUGUACAACCGAUGAACAGCCCAGGAAAGAUUACACCUAGUGACGGCCUGCCUCCUAAUUCUCAACCCUCUCCCACCCAGGUGUCCAUGGGUCAGCCUGCGGUGCCGUUUGUCUGUCGUCUGGAAGAACCAAGAAGGAAUUUGGUGCACACUACAGCAGUCUUAGCAGCAAUACUGUUUCCAAGUAUUCUCUCCUCCCUUCAAGCAGGAGCGAUAUAUAGUUACCUUCACGAUGGUGCUACCCCUUGCUCAGGCAAGGAAAGACGACAGUGAUGAUGCUGUCUGUCUGUGGGUUCAUUUCAGUCUUAACAGGGAUAGACUAUAACACCUCUAGGACCCAACCACGGAUUUUUUUUCUCAGUGGCCCAUGUCACAAACCCUAUCUCAGGAAUUUCUUCUGAAUGUUCAAUUUUUUUCAUUGAAGACAGCUUCUAUACACAUCAAAGUUUUAUAGCUAGACUGUACAUAUUAUAUAUAAUAUAUAUAUAAAAUAUAUAUCUCUCUCCAUAUGCAAAAGUCCUGCAUGCCUCAAUUUUCUCAUCCUAAAACUGGAAACUUCGUUUCUCGUUUAUAAACAGGUUCCAACAUUCCUCUUCUUUUGUCUCUGACGCUAGAACUAGUUUGUAAUUGUUAAGAUGGUCGUUUUUCUUGCUUCACAGUUCACUUUCAAGUUGUGCUUAUUUAUGGACAGAAUUCAAUGUUGGAAGCUUUCUUUGAGGUUUUAUUUCAGACCUUUUUUUGUUUGUUUGGUUUGGUUUGGGCACCAUCAGAUGGUGCCAGUUGAGUAUCGUGGGUUUGGUUUUUUCUUGCAGAUACUGUACAGUCAAGGUCAACUUUGCCACUUGCACUGAGUUUUGGGUCAAACCUAUUUUCUUAAAUGAAGUUAUCACUUCAGUAUAACUCAAGUAAACUGUAUAUUCUUUGCUUUUAGUUAAAAAAGUAAAACAGUUAGCUAAUUAAAAAAAGCACUCAGGUGAUAAUUAUGUAGGAAAAACAAUCUUGCCAAAUAAUGAAUUCAUCCUAGGAUGUAGACAAUAAUCUGCUUGAAUAUUUUUAUAUUUCACCUCCUCCCCACCUUUUCCUAAGCAAAGUUUAAACGCAGAGAGUUCAGAGUUGAUGCUGGAUGUUCAGAUUCCUAAGUGGGGAAAGAGUUUGGACGUCUCACUCAAAAGCGCAUCGAAACAGCAGGAAUCGUGAUUUUGUACCAGAACUCAGCAGGCAUUGGCUCCUAAAUAGCAAGUUAGAACUGUUUUCUCAGCCCGGGAGUAAGUCCCAUUCAUUUCAACACUUCCCCAGGCCUCUGCUUGCUCUCGGAAGCAUAGCAUAGUAGGAACUUCUCCGGCGAACGACUUGGCUGCUCAGCAAGCCAGCUUCCCAGCCCAGGACGUGCCUCCUGCCAGGGACUUACCUGAGGGGGUCUGAAUCACAGCCCUGGGGGUGCCGCACUGAGGUGGCCGUCCUGGGGUUAACGCAGCUGGCCCAGAGUAGGAGAGAGCAGGACAGAUGUUAGCCUGAGGUCUGUCCCUGACGCAGGCAAAAGCAUUUCUUUCUCCCUUCUUUCUCCAAAUGCUUUGAGUUGAAUUCUGAGAUUUUUCCACCCUUCUCUAGUCCGAAGGCAGAUUUCUUUCUGAGGCUUUGGACACGACGUGGCCAGGAGCCCUCCCUGCCCCCCACUCACCAGGCACACACCUUACCCCCACCUGAUGAUCAUUUCCUUCUCUUGCUGCAAAACUAGUUGGCUUGCAACCCACAGAGAGCAGCUUCCCUUGGCUCAAGGGGCACGUUGGCCCCUGGCCACGUUUACAGGAAGGUGUGCCGGACGCCACAGCCGGCGCAGGGGAGAGAUCAGCUCCCUCCCUCCUCCGGGCCGGCUGCAGGAAAAGUCCUGAACAGUCUGAUGUGGGGAUGGGGUGGUGGGCAGUGGGGACUAGGUGGUUGAUUUUGUUUCUUUAUUUGUGCCAUUGUUUGGAAGAUAUUAAAGCUGCAUGUAAAAGGGGAAAUUAGUAUAUGACGUAGGCGAAAAGUGAAAUCAUAGUAACAUAUGUUUUAGUAUUAACUUUUUUCUGUACAAAUAUUAGUGCUAAAUGUUUAAAUAUGUAUGAAUGCCAGAAAUUUGUUGGUUCAUGCGGUAGGAUUAAAAAAAAAAAGGCUUUUCUUUGAAAAUAGUUCCACUUUUAAAACCUGCCUCUGGGUUUUUGUUUCUUCUCACGUGUGUAUGUAUGGUGCGUGCUCAUCUGAGACAGACUGUGAUCCAGCUCUGAGUUGGAGGUACCGUUUUUCUUGUGGCUGUUGGGAUUUCUUGGCCUAGUAGAAGAGUUCUGUGCUUCACCGUGAGGUUUGCCUUUGGGAAAUACUGGUGACAGCUCGAAUUUAAACUCGUUGUGAAUCAUGUGGUCCGUCACAGGCGUGUGUUCUGGUAGAAGAGUCGGCCAACAGUAUUUUUUUGGUUUUUUAACUCUCUUGUUGCCUUUUUUAAGUGACCUCCUCUUCUUUGGAAAAAGGAAUGUUUUCUGCUCAUAUCGUAACAAGGUCUAAACCAGCCCGUUGGCGUGACUGACCCUGGUACCAACACAUGUGCAUCUGGUAGUCAUGGUCCCAUUCGUGCCGUCCCCGUUCUGUUGUCCUGUGCGGCAGGCCUCCCGCUGGGGGGGGGAGGGGUGUCCUCUAUUCCCCUCCCUGCUAACUCAGCUCACAGUCUCCUCCCACCAGCCCCUGCCUCGCGUUUCUUCCUCUGCCCCAGUCACACCCCUGCCACUCUGGCCGUGGGAACUGGUUAAAAACACUGCUGGAGAAACUGUCUUUCGAUUUCUUAGAGAUGUGAACAAGUUAUUGGGAUUUGGUUCACUAUCGACCAGGAACAAGCGACUGGCUUUGUGCAAUUGUUGACGUGACGCGUCUGUGUCUCUUACGGCUCCGAACCAUGUGCUUGUCAAGAUUAUUUCCGGGUUGAUUCAAAGGGAGGACUAGCUGGGGACCAGAGUCCAAGUUGCCUCAAGUGGAAUUUUAAAAACCAGCCUGUCUCCUUUCCCUGGGAUCCCUUAGUGCAACUCAUGUCUUUUCUGAAAGAGAAAAGCAAGUUAACAGCAAGGAAUAGCAUCUGCACGGCAUGGUGACAUUGAGUGGUAUCUUUAAGGGUCCAUCCUUACAGAUAUAAAGGACUCUUCCAGCUACAGAAUGUUCAGGAGGGUCCCUGCGACAGGCGAGUUGUGUCUCCAGGUGGCUGGGUCAGGCAUGGGCUGUUGGAACGGGGACAGUGGAGGUGGCCCUGUGGCUAGUUAACAUCCGCCUGAAACUAGUCCUCCCGUCGGAUCUGCCUUUGUUCUACUUGUGUCUCCGGACAACCUCACUUCGUUCAGGUUGGUCAGGCUUGGGCAGGUGCAUGCUUUGCCGUAUGUGUCUGUUUCUCUUCGUUAUCUGGGGGUGCCUUGAAUAAAAGAACUUCAUGACAUACUGAUUCUGGAACAAAACUGUUGCAAAAACGAACAAAGAAAGAGCUGGCAAAGUUACUAGCCCACCUGCUCCUUCUCUUCUGGGUUCCCUAACAAUGACUCAGGCGUCAGAGGUGAUGCUGCACUAGGAAAUGUUAUUUUGUAUAGUGUACAAGUAAUUUAUUAACUGUCUUUCUAAAGGUAUGCUGCUUUUAAGAUGCACUAUGAUUUUGGAUUUAAUCCUUGUGUUGCUUUCCCAAGGAAGUAAAAAAAAAAAAAAAAAAAAAAAAAAAAGGCUGGUUAGUAUGUCAACUGCCACUUCUCCUUGAAAAGGAAGGCAGGGACCAGCAACAGGACUUGUAUGAGGGGACUGCUAAAAGCCAGGUGGGCACACUGUGAAGUCCAGUGUACCAUCAAGAGGUCUAAACCUACACUUUCUCUUUUAAUGCUUUAUGAUUGCCAUUAAAGAAGAAGAAACAAACAAAGGUGUGAAAAUGUUACGCCUUUUAAGAAACCACUGAAUCCUGUCCCUUCAAGCUGAUCCACAUGCUAUGUUGAGCAUAAUCCUCCCCCAAUGUGUAAAAGCCUGCAGAGCUCUUUCAAAACCCUAUUAGCUACCUAGUUCUAUACAUUAUACCCCAUUUCAACUAGGAGCUGCUUAAUACGUGACUUCAAACGGUGCCACUAGUGCUUAGCAAUGGUUGGAGGAGUUGCCGAUCAAGAAGGCAGCCAGAAUCAAGUUUUGUCCUCAAAUCACUAUAAAUAGGCAAAGAAACAUACUUUUUUUUUUUUUUUUUUUUUUUAAGAAUAAAGCUGGGACUCCCCUGGCGGUCCAGUGGUUAAGACUCUGCACUGUCAAUGCAGGGGGCACGGGUUCAAUCUCUGGUCAGGGAACUAAGAUCCCACAUGCCACACAGCACGGCCAAAAGAUUAAAAAGAAAAAGAAUAAAGCUGCUCACUGGACCAUGAGUUGGUCUUUCGUCCCCAAAUUGAGGAUUUUGUAGGUUCAGUUCCUGGCGAGUCAGUCCUCAGAUCAACGCCUGUGUGGAGUUGGCAUUCGUGCGGGCAGUCUGUGUGCAUGGGGGCCUUGUGUUCAAGCUGUGUGUGCCAAAUACAGCCCGAGCCAUCUCCUGACCCAGGCAUCCAAGACGGAUGCUGUAGAAUAGAAUAUAUUUGUACACAAAACUGCACGCAAAUAGUCUUUGUACAUAGAAAAGACCUAUUGUGGCAGAUGGAGGAUAAAUUAUUCAACCGACGGUGCAAAAACAUUUCUUGCAAAGAAAAGUGUAUAGUAUUUUCCUACACUCCACCCUGGGAGAUAAUAUUUAUAUCACGUGGAUAUCAGUGCAUUUUCAUUGUAAUAGGAAAAGGAUGCUGCCGUUUUGUGAAGAAAACCCACUUGGUUGCAGAGGCCCACUUUCGUAGCUUUGAUUGCCUGUUGUGACGUGGUGUGUGCAUUGCACUCUCAAGCAAUGGACAAACAGCUCUGACUUUCCUUUCCAUUCCAGUGGACUGACCUCAGAUAACACAGUGGCCUCCUUAGACACAGAAGUGCACCCAGAGCCUUCAUUUCAGGUAGACUCCCCUGCGGUGCCAAACGUUCCCAUGGGGACAGGAAAGAGUGAAGGGACUUGGACAAAAAGGGUUUUUCCUACAGUUUGAUGCUAAGUCUUCUACCAAAACAUGUCUGGAGACAGAGGGGUGACCUCCACAUGAGUCCUAACAAUGCAUUUCGCGCGUGUAAAUGCUGGGAUGCCCGUUAAUGCGCCGAGGUAAAAGACCUGCCACUUCUAGUGCGAUCGGGAAGCUUCCACAGGCAUGCAGGAGCUUCGGGCGCUGGUUAGACACGGUGAGCCAUUCAAGGCAAGCACCACCUUUGCUUGUGAGGCCCGAAGGGCCCGUGAGAAUUUGUUCCAGAACCAGUCUGAUGCAAGUGCACCUCUAAUCUAUGCCUUACAAACUCCAGAGGCCAUAUUCAAAACAGGGUCUUCUCAGUGUAUGCAAGGGGCUGCAGCCCCUCUCCUCUUCCUCCCCAGGUCAAACAAUACGGACAGUUUUCACACAUAUCUACCUGUAUAACCCUCUGUACCUCUCAUAACUGGUCAACGACUGUAACAGGUUACAUCAGGUGUUUUUCUACAUACUUUUUACACAGAUUCUAUGCGAUUAAUGUAACUUAAUUCAAUGCAUCAUUUUAUUGUACUAGUUCUUAGGCUUGUCUUUAUUUUCUAAGUGAUUGUGGUUUUUCUUGUGGUUUUUAAUUGUAAAAAAUGAAAUGGCUGUUGAUGCUUAUUCUCUGUAACUAAGAAUUUUUACCUUUUUGGGGAAAAAAAAGCAUUGCUAUGAACUAGUGAAUUGAAACUUCAUUUACUCAUUGUAAAUAUACUAUUGUGCAAAAAAAAAAAAACUCAACUGAAUUGCUAGUGUUAACUGAAUUUUGUCUAGACACCAUUUCUGUUGAUGAAAUAAAGACAUAUCAUUACACAUUGUAAA
This is a messenger RNA of Orcinus orca (killer whale), 13941 nucleotides long. It is a transcript of the gene BACH2, whose product is annotated as BTB domain and CNC homolog 2. Lineage: Eukaryota; Metazoa; Chordata; Mammalia; Artiodactyla; Delphinidae. The transcript is spliced from 5 exons. Gene Ontology annotation, molecular function: DNA-binding transcription factor activity, RNA polymerase II-specific; protein binding; RNA polymerase II cis-regulatory region sequence-specific DNA binding. Gene Ontology annotation, biological process: regulation of transcription by RNA polymerase II. The coding region runs from base 5548 to 8061 and encodes 837 amino acids. The record is from RefSeq and is a predicted model, not a curated record.